GGGAGGCAGGGAGGCGGCCCUGCCCAGAUCGGCGCGGGGGCGAGAGCGAGCCAUGUCCGAGUUCCAGAUCUCCGUGGAGGAGCUCAACGACCUGCUCGCCAACGGCAGCGGCUGCUACAGCCUCCCCAGCGCGCACAGCAACGAGGUGGCGCCCCGCAUCCACGUGGGCAACGCCUUCAUUGCCAAGAAUGUUAUGCGGCUGCAGCGCUUGGGGAUCACCCACGUCCUGAACGCAGCGGAGGGCAGGUCUUUCAUGCACGUCAACACCAACGCGGAGUUCUACGAAGGCACCGGCAUCACCUACCACGGCAUCAAGGCCAACGACACGCAAGAAUUCAACCUCAGCCGCUACUUUGAGGAGGCCGCUGAUUUCAUUGACAAGGCACUGGCGCAGAAAGAUGGCCGGGUGUUUGUCCACUGCCGCGAAGGUUACAGCCGCUCGCCAACGCUGGUCAUCGCUUACCUCAUGCUCCGGCAGAACAUGGAUGUCAAGAGUGCCGUGAGCAUGGUGCGGCAGAAGCGGGAGAUCGGCCCCAACGAUGGCUUCCUGAGGCAGUUGUGUCAGCUGAACGAGCGACUGGUGAAGGAAGGCAAGGUGAAGAAACCUUAGCUGCCUGGCCUGGCCUCCGUCCCUCCCUCUCUGUGGCUUGCCGGAAUGCCCUCCGUCGCCAGCUCCAACUGCCAUGCUGUGCCAGGGGGCCAAAGAAGCACAAGAGAGCUGCUGCACUAUCCAAAUACCCGUAGAGGAAGACUCCAACCACUAGGCUUUGGCUCAUCUCUUGGGUCUUUAGCUGUGGAAUCUGCCUGUUGUAAUGUCUUUGUGUGUGUGUGUGUGUAUGUGUGUUUGGAGACACUGGGCACUUCUAAUCAGCUAUGAACACUUUGAAGAUUAAAAGCUUUAUGUUGCCAAUUUCCUGCCAGCACAUCAAGCUGGUGCUAUCCCCAUAUUUCUGCCAUAUUUGGGGGGCACCCACCCUGUGGCCUGGCCUUCCCCCUCACCUUUCUGAGGGAUUUAAAUGCGAGUUUUCUAGCUGACCUGUUGAAGGCAGUCUCUCUGCUCACUUAUGUAUCAUGUCAAAGGUUAUGGCUGGAGAGUGUGCCAUGUGACCCACAGGCAGAGUCCCGCUGGGCUACUAUUAAUGUGUCGGAAAGAUGGUCGAACCCAUGAUGUAAGCUGUAGGCUUUAGGCAAGUGAGCUGGUUGGCUCCUGCCCCUAGCAGGUGGGUUGCAGGACUGCUCAGAGGGUCUCUGGUUGCAUUGUGGGUUAAUGAAGGUGGGCAAGUCAUGUGUCUGGCACCUUAGGCAAGGCUAACUUCUGGUGCCCCCCUGCACCGAUAACAUCAUUGAGUCAUAUGGGGGGUGUCCAAUUUGACACCCUUAGAAGGCUGAUGCCCUAGGCAGUCACCUAGUUUGCCUAGUGGCAGGGCUGGUCCUGUCCUUAGCGUAGUUGCAUUGGGGGUCAGGGUGAUGCUAGCCGAGAUUUCCCCCCAGGCAUAUUUGUCUGAGGUUUUAGGGUGGGGUCUCCCUGCCCGGACCUUUUGUGGAAUGAGCUCCAGCCCUCUAAUCUGGGGAGGCAUUCAGAGACAGAUAGCCUUACCUAUUGGAAAGCCUCCCUUCUCCUUUGGGCCCAUCCUGAUGCUUUAUGGUCUCGUUCUCUGGGCAGCAUCCUCCUGAUUGUGUGUUUGUCAUGGAAACAAGGUAGCUCUCAGGGGUUAUUUUUGGGAAGGUGCCCCAGAAAUUGUGGCAGGGUGGGGGGGCAGCCAAACGUGGCAUGAAGAAAGGGUUGCAGACUCAGACAGCUGGCCUCACACAUUUUUUAAUCCUGUUUCUCUCUCUUAAGUGCAUGCUUGAAAACUGGUGCCUAGUCCCCUUGGUCGAAUGGACUGUAAAUAUACAGAAGCACUUUCUUGUAAACUUUUUUGUUUUUGUAUAGCUCUGUGUUUCAUAGGAACCUGUGGAUAUAUACAUAAUAUGAUAAUAUAUGUAGAGUCUGAUAAUAUAUAUAUCUAUAUAUAUAUCUAUAUGCACUCAAGCAAUGGAGAAAAAAAAAGCCAUUGGAGAAUAUGCUGUUAAUGCAAGUAACCUUUUGUAUAUAUUUAUAUAGCCAUGCUUA
Heteronotia binoei (common prickly gecko) is the source of this 2113-nucleotide messenger RNA. It is a transcript of the gene DUSP3, whose product is annotated as dual specificity phosphatase 3. The record is from RefSeq and is a predicted model, not a curated record. Lineage: Eukaryota; Metazoa; Chordata; Lepidosauria; Squamata; Gekkonidae. Gene Ontology annotation, biological process: negative regulation of MAPK cascade; protein dephosphorylation. Gene Ontology annotation, cellular component: cytoplasm. Gene Ontology annotation, molecular function: protein tyrosine/serine/threonine phosphatase activity; MAP kinase phosphatase activity. The transcript has 3 exons. The coding region runs from base 53 to 610 and encodes 185 amino acids.